GGUCACACUGAGAGUCUUUUUUUGUUGUUUCCCACGGUCCCCCCCCGACAAUUCCGACAAAGAAAAUGCUGAAAAUCGCUGAACAAGUGCAUGAAAAAUCAAAUUUCUGAUUGACAUUCAGCCCCAAGCAGUAAGCAGAGUGGAAUUUGACCGGCCAAAGCCGUUAUAUUCCAUUUGGGGCGGCGUCGUUCACUCCCCCACCCCCCACCUGCAGAGCGUGAGUGAGAGAGAGAGAAAGAGUGAGUCCAGCGCAGCGUCAGAGCGAAGAGAGAGUGAGAGAGAGAGAGGGAGUGCGAAGGAGGAAGGGGGAAGAUAAUGACCACCCAGAGAACACAACGAAAUGCCACCAGCGCCUCCACGGAGUCCGACUACGAAACGCUCAUGCAGCGUCUACAUAUCGGGUCUGGUGGCGGUGGCGGUGGUGGUGGGGGCGGCAUGCGUGGCUACCAACGCUCGCCGGGAGCAAUCGAGAACUUCAUUCACGAUGGCCAGCAGCAGAUGCAUCACCACCACCACCAGCAGCAGCUUCAGCUACAGCAACAGCAGCAGCAGCAGCAGCAGCAGCAGCGCGACUACAAGCUGUACGAGCGCGGCAACAUCAUAGCCGCCUCCAAGUACGCCACGCCCAAGCCCGUCGAGCAGCUGAUCAACAAUGGGGGAGGUAGCCCACAGAUCUAUGCGCCCACCGCACAGGUGCUGGGCCAACGGAUCGCACCGCAGAAGCACUCGCCGGUGUACGAGAAUCUCGAGUUCUACGGCCAGUUCGACUCGAAUCACAAGCGCGCCCAGCCACAGAGCCCGGGCAGCCGGCAGAGCGCCAUGCUGAACGACUAUCUGCUGAUGCAACCGAUUGGCGGCGGACGUUUUGCCCAUACGCCCGUGCCGGAGACGGUGGCGGUGACUGCGUUGGCUGCUGCCCGCGAGCCUCUGGAGGAGAUGGUGGCGCCCAUAUACGAGAACAUCAUACCCCAUUCGGGGCAGCGUGCCCAGCCGCAGGCCUCACCGGCCACGGCCACCAUGUACCAGGAAAUGCCGGGCAAUGUGGCCACCGCCUCGUCAUCCACGGGCCUGGAUCUCAACGCGCUGCUCUCGUCGCCCAUGCACCAGCGCAGCAUAAGCACAAAUAACGCGCAACAUGCCACUGGCACUGGCACUGGCACGCUGGGCUCGCCGACCCAACGGUAUAGGAAUCUGUCGCUGCCCAGCCACUUGAGUCCCGUGCCGCCGCCCUCGUCCUCGUCGCCGUCCCCCCUGCCGAUGUCCGUGUCCAAGCUGCAGCAGCACACGCCCAUCAAGCAGCACAUGCCGCCACCACCAGCCCCACAGGCGCCGGCUGGGGGUCAUGGCGUUGGCAUCAAUGUGUCGGUGAAUCCCAACUACAUUGAGGACAUCAACAGCUCCGAUUAUGUGUGCAUGACGGCAAAUCUGCAUCGCAAUACAUUGGCUGGAUGCGGCGGCGGCGGCGGUGGUGGCGGCAGCGGCGUGGUGACUGGCAGAGCAGCACCGCUGGCAACAGCAGGCGCAAUGCCACAACGAGCCGUCCAGGAGACACCGACAGCAGCGUCGUCAGCGACAGCAAUACAAUCGCUGCGUGCCACACCCAUCGCGAUGUCGGCACCCCUGGCGGUGGCCACAUCGCCCACGCCCUCGCAGGGCAGCACAGCGGUCAAUGCCGCGUUGCGACCCAGAAAAGGUCUAACCAAGAAUCUGCUGCCGUAUAGCGUGACACCGCCGCGUCCGGCUGGUCCGACAGAGGCGCAGCGUAAAAUCGAGGAGCUCACACGCCAGCUGGAGGAGGAGAUUGAGCAGAGUGAAGAGCAUGGCGAAUAUUUUGGCAUUUGUCACACGUGCGGAGAGAAGGUAAAGGGUGCCGGUCAGGCCUGCCAGGCCAUGGGCAAUCUUUAUCACACCAAUUGCUUCAUUUGCUGCUCCUGCGGCCGGGCGCUGCGUGGCAAGGCCUUCUACAAUGUGCAUGGACGUGUCUACUGCGAGGAGGAUUACAUGUAUUCGGGCUUCCAGCAGACGGCGGAAAAGUGCGCCAUUUGUGGACAUUUGAUUAUGGAAAUGAUCCUGCAGGCCAUGGGCAAGUCGUAUCAUCCGGGCUGCUUCCGUUGCUGCGUCUGCAACGAGUGCCUGGACGGUGUGCCCUUCACCGUGGAUGUGGAUCAUAAGAUAUAUUGUGUCAACGAUUAUCAUCGCAUGUUUGCCCCCAAAUGCGCUAGCUGUGGCAAGGGCAUCACACCCGUUGAGGGCACUGAUGAGACCGUACGCGUGGUGUCCAUGGACAAGGAUUUCCAUGUGGACUGCUACAUAUGCGAGGAGUGUGGCAUGCAGCUGACAGACGAGCCGGAUAAGCGCUGCUAUCCGUUGGACGGGCGUCUGCUGUGCCGUGGCUGUCAUCUGCAGCGGCUGGCACUGCAAUCAUCACCGCACACACGCCACCAGGAGCCAGUGUGUGCCUCCUAUCAGUAUAUGGGCUGAAGUUAAGCACUGCCCUGUCUCCUCCUACUGCGCAUGCGCAUCCAACUACUGACUGAGAGAGCGAACAAAUUAUUCCAAUUUCAAAAUAUUAUCUUAAACAAUAUGAGAAGACAAAAACAAAUGCAUUUAUA
Molecule: messenger RNA, 2612 nt
Organism: Drosophila obscura
Lineage: Eukaryota; Metazoa; Arthropoda; Insecta; Diptera; Drosophilidae
Gene: jub
Product: LIM domain-containing protein jub
Biological process (GO): negative regulation of hippo signaling; regulation of DNA-templated transcription; response to hypoxia
Cellular component (GO): nucleus; adherens junction; transcription regulator complex
Molecular function (GO): transcription corepressor activity
Source: RefSeq, a predicted model, not a curated record